This is a messenger RNA of Plasmodium knowlesi strain H, 2397 nucleotides long. Its product is annotated as conserved Plasmodium protein, unknown function. Bases 1 to 2397 code for a protein of 798 amino acids. The transcript is spliced from 3 exons. NCBI's taxonomy places the organism in Eukaryota, Apicomplexa, Aconoidasida, Haemosporida, Plasmodiidae. The record is from RefSeq and is a predicted model, not a curated record.
AUGGCGCAGCGCCUGCGCCAAGGGGCACCACUGUACCCAAACGAACAAUCAGCAGCCUCCUCGCCGGAAGACACAGCCACAUCCCCAAGCAGACAACUGAAUCAAAGUACGGCCAAAAAGGAUACACACACGAAAAAAAGAGAUCAAGCAUUCAAAAAUUUUAUCUACCAAAAUAUUUUCAACAAGGAUCGUUUUACAAAUAUAUUUAAAAAAAAAAUUACCCAAUAUAUAGGAAGGGAAUGUAACCACCAGGAUAAUACCUCCAACAGAAAUGAAGAACACGCCUCUGUGUAUAAGCAACUCCCAUAUGAAGAUGAAGAAUACAUGCUCUUCUUAAGCUACAUAUACAACGACGUAACUUCAUUUAUUGAAAUUAAUAAAAAUGAACACUUAAAGAAUUCCAACUACGCUGAUCUUGAAGAUUUCAUUCUGGAAAUCUGCGGAACCGUCUGCCGUGACACCUUUCAUAAUAUAAAGUCCAUUUUUAAGUCACCGGGGGGGGGUUCUCCAAGGAAGGAGAGUGUGUGCAAGCAUGCAGACGAUGCGCUUGACGGAGAUAUAAAUCAACCUGGUGGGCACGUUAAGGAGCAUGCUUGCUAUGUGAAGGGCUAUGCUUCAGACCCAUACAAGCAUCAUUCAUGUGGUGACAAGGGAAAGGGUGUUCCACUUCAAAGUAAUUCCCCCAGUGAAAAUGAUUCCUCCUUCUUCUUCAUACCCCCCAUGGAAUGCCUAGUAACCCAUAUUCACAAAUUGGCCUCAAAAAAAGACGAUGCCAACAGCGUUUGCCAUUUCUCCUCUGACAUUAAUGAAUUUUUAAAAAAUAAUAAGUUCGAUAAACACCCCAUUUAUCGUUCGCUCCAGAGGGGGGAUAAACCGAGAAAGAAGGAAGACCUUUCUUUCGAGUGUGAACUGUCGCAAGAACGCACGGGGCGAGUAAAGCAACCCCUCUGUGACUGUAGCGGUUGUAAUGGCAGCUGUAACGGUGAAAGGAGUAGCUGUAGUAGUGUUGACAAUAUAGAUCGAAAUCAUCUGCACAGCCAAGUUGAUACAUCCUCCCCGGACAUCCCCCCAACGCACAGUCAUGAGGAGCGACUCCUUUUGCAAGACGAAACGGAGAAAAUCACCCCGAAUGAGAAGAAACAUGAUGAAGAGGGGGUCCAAUAUAUACAUGCACAUUCUCGACCAUCAGAGCAUAUACAGAUAGGCACCAAUUUUGAGGUCAGCUCAAAUAAAGGCACAGCUACCAUCUAUCUGGACAUCAAAAACUUCAACGAAAAUGAAGUCAUUUCGUCUCAUCGGGAGAGCCCCCAUGAAUUAGCUUGUUCUCUGGUGAAUGGUACGACUCCUUCGAAUGGGGGCGAUGGCAAUUCUUCUUCUUUUUCACGGCCCAAUUAUGGUGAGAAUUCCAACACUAAUGAUGAGAGGACGAAUGAAGCUACGCAAGGGAAUCUCCUCCACGAUCUUUCUAAAGAUGAUGAUUGUAAUGAGCAUAAUGUCUGUUCAGUUAAGGGGAAAACCCUGGGACAUCCAUUUUGGAGGCAGGAAGAAUUCAUGAAUGGCAGUUCGCAGGCGGUAGAGGAGGCGCACAGGGGUAUACAUCAUUACAGCCAGUCCAACCCAGACGAUGACUUAUUUGGGAACGGUCUUGGCGACUAUUUCAAGCCCACGCGUGCCCCUAAUGAUAACCAGGAUAUGGACACAAACGAUGAUGACUCGAAGGACGACGCAGACAGCGAAGAACACGACGUUGCAGAAAAGAUGGAUGGGGUUGUAAGUGAAGUGGGUGACUUGAACGGGGAAAAGACGCCCAAUCAGGACGAUCACCCCGAUGAGCAGACAAGCAACAAUAUCAAACGACAAGAGGAUAUUCAUCUUUCCAUCAGACACAAUAGUGACCAAUUGGAGGAUGAUAAUGAGGGUAUCAUCACAAGAAAAGAGAACGAUUCUCCAAAAGAACAUCCCUUAAAAAAAGAACCCCUCAAGAUGGAACAACUGAAUGAAACUCCACAAAGGAUAAUUCAGGUGGACCAAAAAGAAUACCUUGAGAAACAGCAGAAGAUGGUGAAAAAUAAAUCGUACGCAGACCCUGAAAAUAGGGGAGAAUUUAAAAAAAAUGAAAAUCCCCAUGAUGACUACUACCAUUUUAAGUACUUAAACAACUGUGAAAAAGUUCCUAACCCAUACCAGUACACAAAGGUAGAAAAGAAGGCCAACAUUCAGGUGACGCCAUCUCCCUUCCCACAGUUUUUGAGGGACAUUCAGAUUUACAAUAUCAGUCAGAAGAAAAUCCGCCUCAAGAAAACAAACAUAGCGCUGAGGAGGGACGACGCUGACGUCGGGAUCCCAGAAAAGACGACCAACAAGAAAAAAAGGCAAAGCAGAAAAAGUACAAAAUGA